This is a messenger RNA of Brienomyrus brachyistius, 3518 nucleotides long. RefSeq names its product interleukin 20 receptor, alpha (gene il20ra). The record is from RefSeq and is a predicted model, not a curated record. The coding region runs from base 181 to 1734 and encodes 517 amino acids. The transcript has 7 exons. Lineage: Eukaryota; Metazoa; Chordata; Actinopteri; Osteoglossiformes; Mormyridae. Gene Ontology annotation, molecular function: protein binding.
AGGCUGUACGUGAAGUUAACCGUGAUUUCAGUAACCCUGCCUAACUAAACAGACUUUGCUCUUGCAAACCUGUCCGUCAGGAGAGGCACUUGCACUCCGAUGUAGCCUACAUGCUCUAAGCGGCCAAGCUGGAGGAUUACCACCACAAACUACAAUGACUGGGCACCUGAUGAAUCCUCAAUGCUAAAGCUAAUUUUCCUGACGGCACUUUCCCUUCUUUCAAUAAGGGUUACAGCCGUCACUCCUGGAGCUGCUGUCGCGCCACCCCAGGAUGUCAAGUUCAAGUCUGUAAAUCUGCAGAACAUAGUGGAGUGGAGUCCUGGACCAGGGACACCGAAGGGGACAUGGUACACUGUGGAGUAUGCAAUAUACGGUGAAGAGGAUAAGGCAGCACCGGGUCAGGAGGAUUGGAGGGGGGUCAAGUUGUGUAAGAAGUUGAAGAAGACCAUGUGUGACCUAUCUGAUGAGACCAGUGACCUGGAAGAAAAGUAUUAUGCCAGGGUCAGGGCUGUGGGCAAGAACGGAUCCUCAGAGUGGAACCACACAGACCGAUUCGACCCCAUCUUAGACACAACCUUUGGACCACCGGUCGUUAAUAUUGUGGUGAAUGAGCGUCACAUGUUUGUCAAUCUCACGGGUCCAAGGAGAUGGAGUAACAAAGAAAGCAAUGAACCUAUGGCAGAGUACUAUCCGGGGAGCCUGAUGCUGUACAGCCUGUCCGUCCACAACAACAGGAGUGGGCAAACGGAGGUCCACCUUCUUGACGACAUCUCGAAAGAGAUAUUUUUGCGAGACUUCAGCACUCUGUACUGCGUUUCUGCAAGCGUCUAUUUCGCAUCGCGUCCCACAAAAGCCCAGGUGUCUUCGAAGCAGUGUGUGACGACGGGAAACGUCCCCCAGGAAACAUGGGCACUAGUGCUGACCCUGGGGGUUAUCCUGCCCUUGAUGAUUUUCCUGCUGCUUUUGGUCUUGGUGGGGGUUCCCGUGUACCACUAUGUUUUCUGCUACAAACAAAAGCACCCCCCUAAUCUGUUGGUUCCGCACCUCCCGAAGUUCCAGCAGAUUUAUUCUGACAAGCUCCUGAAGGUGAACUUCAUCUACGUCAAGAACACCAUGGCCAAUUCCGACCCUGAAGACCAGGGCCCUCAAAAAGCCUCCCUCCAUCCUGCACACCAAUUGGAGAUGGAGAUGCUCCCAGCGGCACCAUGCUUAGCAUAUGCUCCCCAGCAAGAACCCCAUGAUGGGGUUGUGACGGUGGAGCCCAGUUCUGUAGUUGAGCAGGAGGUUCACGGUAUAGAAGUGACUCAAAGCAACUCCAACUACGGCUUUGUUCUCAAGGCCCAACUGGUGGAAGAAGUGGCCAAGGAUACCAAGGCAUGCCUGCCGUUUGCUGGCGUCGAGGGCCAGGUUCCCGGCGACAGAGUGGGCGGGGCCUCUGCUGCAUACAAACGGCAGUGGCAGGCUGCCUGUCCGGGCUUCCAGGAGGAACACGAGACAGAAGAAGGCACCAUAGUGAACUGGGACCCGCAGACCCGCACGAUUCAGCUCCCUCUGCUCUCUGACUUUGAGCCAGAACUCGAGCCUGUGGAGGAAGUGAGCCUGCUGUGUGACAACGCCCACCCCUUUGGCGCCUUCUCUAAAGUUUACAUCAGGCGCUCGUUAGAUGGGUCCACUGAGUUCGAAGAUGAUCUGACCAAAAUGGAGAACAUCUGGGCUCUCCAGGUCAACAUGUGAAAAUGAGACAUUUUGAAAUCAGUGAUGCUUCAGUGUAUGCUUAAUAUUACAAUGUCAUGUGUAGGGAGUUUGUAGAAGGCGUGCACAGCUGGCGUGUACAAAAAGUAAUGAAGGAAGAAUUAUAGUAUUCAUUUAAUUACUUUAUGUUUAUGUUUUUAUUCACUUUUUAAAAGAAGAUGUUUUAAUUUUAUACGAUGUAUUGCACAUUAGCAAUUUCAGUUGGCUAUUUAUAACUAGGUAAUCUCAGAUUAAAAUUUUAAUUUUAUUUUAUUUUAAUUACAACAAAACGAUAACGACAAUUAUCGCGAUAUAUUUUCCUCCAUAUCGACGUGCCGAAUACUCGAUAAAAGUUCGAUAUAAUUUAAGAUCAAACUCUUACCGGUGACACUCACAAAAUGAGGUCACUUUCUCUCUGAGUUUAGAGCACAUUACCUACAGUGGAGCACAAGCGCAAAUAGCCAUGAAAACGGGGAAAGUCCACAGUAAAAUUCAGUCCUUGAGAAAUCCCAAUAGCAGUAAUCCACAGAGCAUUAAGAAUGGAUAGGAAGAUCUUCAGCAGGGCGUUUUUUUCAGCAAUGACUAAAGUAACUUGGGGUGAGUUUCCCUGAAGCCUUCUUAACGCUAUGUCAUUCGUAAGUUCUAUCUCUUAACAGAGAAUUUGCGAAUGACGUAGCGUUAGCAAGGUUUCGAGAAACUGGGGCCCAUUCAUCAUCUCAGACUUGUGCAAUGCUCCUUGGUACAUGUGGCACUUUUGGUUGGUAUCUAGGGAAAUUACAGCACAGUGUUCCGGAAGCAUCAUUUUGUCCAUUACUACUGUUUGCCGAAUCUUUGUCACAUUCCGAUGAUAAAGCACAGUUUCUGACUACAAUUAACCAUCUGGUUUUUUCACCUUUAACUCAGGAGUAAAAUCAGCCUUUACACUGGAAAGAAAUAAUGAUUUGACAUUCAUCGUGGUAAUUAUCACGGAGCAAAAAAUGAAAUGUGCAAAAAAAAUAAAAAGUUCUUUUAUGGGAAAGUAAGAUCAUUUUAUUUUUUUGCUCUAAAUUAUCUAUAUCGACCGUUCGGAUUUUUUUUUAUAUCGUGAAAAUAUUUUUGGCUAUAUCGCCUAUCUCUAAUUUUAAUACGUACGUAUAAUGAGCGAAUAUGAAGGUACAAAUAGCUGUUAGGAUAUAAUAAUGUAAUAUGAUAUAGUGUAAGACUCUCUGUUGCAAUUUUUGUAUUCAUUUUAGUAUUAAAUGAUUAUUACAGCAACUUAGCAACCUCGUAUAAUGAAUCAAUCUAAAUCAAGUUAUGAAGAGUGAGUUUUAGCCUGGUGUGAGUACGGGUAAUGAGGUUACACCAGUGAGCAUUCACUACAGAGCAUUCACUGCCAGUUUACUUUAUGAUAGAGUGAAUGUACAUCCACAAUCAUUAAUGCUUGAUCAUUAUGUUGAUUUAUUAAAUAUCUUGUAUUACCACAUAAUCAGGUAAACUCUGUAAUCUAACUGAUUUUGUAUUCUGUUACCCACUGAACUGGCUAAUAUCCUUUUCCUUAGUUUAUUGGGACAUCUCUGUUUUCGGUGAUAAUGUAAACUGUAAAAACCUUUACAGGAAAUCCACCACUGAGACAAAGUCCUCAGAUUUUUAUCUUUGCUGGCAGAAGGACAGAAAGUAAAUUGCCAUCUAGUAUCACUGUUUAAGGUUACUUCCUGUUGCUUUAAUAUUAUUUGUAAAUGUGUUUUUUUUUAGGCAGAUGAUCAUUGUAUUUGACACUUUGAUACUGAAUAAAAAGAUGCAAAAAUCCA